CUGUGUAACCAUGGAAGAACGCUAUGAGGCAGUGAAAGAACUUGGGUCAGGGAAUUUUGGAGUAGCAAGGUUGGUGAGAGAUAAGAAAACUAAAGAACUUGUUGCUGUCAAAUACAUCCCCAGAGGAAAAAAGCAAAUUCAUGGGGUUGACAUUGCAGAAAUGAAACUAGAAAAUACACUCCUUGAUGGAAAUCCCACACCACGGCUUAAAAUUUGUGAUUUCGGUUAUUCAAAGUCGGCUAUAUUGCAUUCACAACCAAAAUCAACAGUGGGAACACCAGCUUAUAUUGCACCAGAGGUAUUGUCACGGAAGGAAUAUGAUGGCAAGAUAGCAGAUGUCUGGUCAGCUGGUGUCACACUUUAUGUUAUGUUAGUAGGAGCAUAUCCGUUUGAGGAUCCUGAAGAUCCCAGAAAUUUCAAGAAGACAAUCGGGAGAAUCAUGAGUGUUACCUACACCAUACCAGACUAUGUCCGUGUAUCCGCAGAAUGCAGGCAUUUACUCUCACAAAUUUUCUAUGCCAACCCAUCAAAGAGGAUCACCAUUCCAGAGAUAAAAAGCCAUCCCUGGUUCCUUAAAAACUUACCAAGAGAGCUGGUUGAAGCUGAGAAAUCAAAUUACCAUUACCAGCCAGUUGAAAAUCACCAACCCACCCAAUGCGUGGAAGAAAUAAUGCAGAUUAUCCAAGAAGCACGCACACCUGGAGAAGAAUUAAACACACAAAACCAGACUACAGUCGGAAUGAUGGAUCCUGAGGAUGAUGAAAGCAAUGCUGAAUCUGAAGCCGAGGGCAGUGGAGACUUGUGGUAACAACUACCGCGACAUUGUACAGUCAAUCCAAAUUAUGGAAGAAACAACACAAAAGCUACUCCAAAUCGAGUGAACUGGAAACCCAAAAACUGUAUUUCAUUUUGUGAGUUUAUAAAUUGUUCGCGAACUAUUAGACCAUUAAAUUUCAAGCUUU
Molecule: messenger RNA, 962 nt
Organism: Papaver somniferum (opium poppy)
Lineage: Eukaryota; Viridiplantae; Streptophyta; Magnoliopsida; Ranunculales; Papaveraceae
Product: serine/threonine-protein kinase SAPK3-like
Exons: 6
Coding region: 11-808 (265 amino acids)
Biological process (GO): protein phosphorylation; intracellular signal transduction
Molecular function (GO): ATP binding; protein serine/threonine kinase activity
Source: RefSeq, a predicted model, not a curated record